CAUAAAACUAGGUGCACAGCAUUGCACGGUCGCAAUGUCGUCCGAAGACUCCUCCACGGCCUCCAAAUCAAUAAUAUCCCGUCUCAAUGGCUGGGGCACAUCCUCCUUCCCGUCAAUGGGCCUCGCAACCCUCGUGACGGCGCUGCACUACCGGCCCUUCCAGGCCCUGCCCAUGCUCUUCGCUCCGCUGCUGCUCUUCAGCAGCUACCUCAACAUAGCGGGCUUCGCCAUCGACAGCGCCGGCAUGACCGCCGCCUGGAGCGGCCUGUACGUCCUCCUCGCCGCCCGACGCGGCGGCCGCGGGAUCAGCCCGGCCGCCCUGCGCCGCCGCUUCUCCGCCCGCGGCGCCGUCCGAGCCGCCGCCAUGGGCCUCGGCACCGUCAACUGCGUCGCCGGCGGUUGGGUCUACGCCACCGGCGAUCGGAAGGCCGAGGAUGAGGAGCGUCGGGAGAGGAACCGGUGGGGGGUCUAUAGGGACUGAUUGAUUUGGGGUUUGCCUCGGGGGGGCGGUUGGGGGGGCGGUUUGGGGGCGGAUGGGUUGGUUGCUUUCCGCGGUAUGGCGUUCCAAGGCACGGCCAAUCCUCCCUCUCCCAUUCGGAAGGGGCAUCAAACAAUCAAUGUUGGGCUGUGCGUGAUCUAUUUAGUUGUACAAGACUGUUACAUAUAGCGCUAUUACACAUCCCAUCGAGGAGACGCCUUGCGGCGACGAUCCCAAAAUGGUAUCUCUAGUUGUAAGAAUAGUUUCAGUCGGUAGAAGACAUGCCGAGAAUUUAAUAGCCUUGCAAACGCAGUCGGUCCCCCUGCGCAAAG
Messenger RNA from Phialemonium atrogriseum, 810 nucleotides. RefSeq lists its product as uncharacterized. The coding region runs from base 35 to 481 and encodes 148 amino acids. The record is from RefSeq and is a predicted model, not a curated record. NCBI's taxonomy places the organism in Eukaryota, Fungi, Ascomycota, Sordariomycetes, Cephalothecales, Cephalothecaceae. The transcript is spliced from 2 exons.